Durio zibethinus is the source of this 3884-nucleotide messenger RNA. Its product is annotated as putative boron transporter 2. The record is from RefSeq and is a predicted model, not a curated record. Gene Ontology annotation, molecular function: solute:inorganic anion antiporter activity. Gene Ontology annotation, biological process: monoatomic anion transport; monoatomic ion homeostasis; transmembrane transport. Gene Ontology annotation, cellular component: plasma membrane. Lineage: Eukaryota; Viridiplantae; Streptophyta; Magnoliopsida; Malvales; Malvaceae.
UCUCUUUCUUUCUCUUUUCAAGGAAAGAUAAAAAAAACCCAACAUUUUUUCCUUUCUCUUGCAUUGGUGGAUUGGUGAGUAUUCUACAGUGGGGCUACUUUGAAUAUCCUGUUUUUUUUUUUUCUUCCACAUCAUCCUUUUCAUUUAUGUAUAUCUUUUUUUCUUGAAAGCUACUAGUAACUUUUUUGAACUUUCUUUCCUACAAGGUUUAAUGUUGUAGUAGUAUUUGUUUUCUUGCUGUUGUGCAUUGACGGUGAUGUGUUUUCAUUCUCUUUCGACCCACAUUACCAACAGGCAUCAGCCUUAAAGUAUAUAGUCAGAUUCCCUAAUUCAGGCCUAUAUAUUUGGAGCUUUCCUUGUAACACUGGUCUGUGUCCACAUUUAUAUGAUAAGCUAAAUCUUCAAUGUAAGCUAAAGGGUUGUUUUUUCUGCAAUUUAAACACCCAAUGCUUCAAUCGUUUUUAAAUUUGCUGAGCGUUCUUAUUUUGGGUUUUAAAGUGUUUCCUUGAAAUUGAAUAUUGAUAUUUAAGUUCGUGUAUGUCCAGUGACCAGCUUAUAUAUACAAUAGUUCAAGAGAGCGCUUAGUUGUCCAAGUUUGCAGUUUGCACGACGAAAAAUGGAAGAGAGUUUUGUACCAUUUCGUGGAAUCAAGAAUGACCUUCGAGGGAGACAGCAGUGCUACAAGCAAGACUGGACCGGUGGUCUCAGGGCAGGCUUCAGGAUUUUGGCCCCCACCACGUAUAUAUUUUUUGCAUCAGCAAUUCCAGUUAUUUCAUUUGGAGAACAGUUGGAAAGAGACACUGAUGGGGUUCUCACAGCAGUUCAAACAUUGGCCUCCACUGCACUAUGUGGAAUAAUACACUCUAUCAUAGGAGGGCAGCCUUUACUGAUCCUUGGAGUUGCAGAGCCAACUGUAAUUAUGUACACAUUUAUGUUCAAUUUUGCCAAGAAUAGGCCAGAUUUGGGAUCACAGCUCUUUCUUGCCUGGACUGGAUGGGUAUGUGUGUGGACUGCAAUCUUGCUGUUCCUGCUGGCUAUCUUAGGAGCUUGCUCCAUCAUCAACAGAUUUACACGUCUUGCUGGGGAGUUGUUUGGCCUUCUUAUUGCAAUGCUCUUCAUGCAGCAAGCUAUAAAGGGACUUGUUGACGAGUUUCGCAUACCUGAAAGAAAAAAUCCAAAGUUGCUUGAGUUUCAACCUUCAUGGAGAUUUGCAAAUGGGAUGUUUGCUUUGGUUUUAUCAUUUGGCCUCUUGCUUACUGCAUUAAGAAGCCGAAAAGCACGGUCUUGGCAAUAUGGAUCUGGGUCAUUGCGAGGCUUCAUAGCAGACUAUGGUGUGCCGUUGAUGGUUCUGGUCUGGACUGCUGUUUCUUAUACACCAGCAGGAACUAUUCCCAAAGGAAUCCCAAGGCGCCUCUUCAGUCCUAAUCCAUGGUCACCAGGUGCAUAUGAGAACUGGACUGUCAUUAAGGACAUGCUAAAGGUUCCAGUGCUCUAUAUAAUUGGAGCUUUCAUUCCAGCAACAAUGAUUGCCGUCCUGUACUAUUUUGACCACAGUGUAGCUUCACAACUUGCUCAGCAGAAGGAAUUCAAUUUGAGGAAACCACCUUCUUUUCAUUACGAUUUACUUCUUCUGGGAUUCUUGACAAUAAUAUGUGGUCUUAUUGGCAUCCCUCCUGCAAAUGGAGUCAUUCCACAAUCUCCAAUGCAUACUAAAAGCUUAGCUACAUUAAAGCACCAGUUGCUUCGAAAGAGACUAUUAGCAACAGCCCGUAAAUGUAUGCAUAAGAAUGCAAGCUUAGGACAAGUGUAUGAAAGCAUGCAAGAAGCUUAUCAACAGAUGCAAACACCACUGAUUUACCAAGAACCUUCUGCUCAGGGAUUAAAGGAACUGAAAGAAUCAACCAUUCAAAUGGCUUCAAAGAAGGGAAAUAUUAAUGGCCCAGUUGAUGAGACAGUAUUUGAUGUUGAGAAGGAAAUUGAUGAUUUGCUGCCGGUCGAGGUAAAAGAACAGCGGCUCAGUAACUUGCUUCAAGCUAUAAUGGUUGGAGGAUGUGUUGCAGCAAUGCCUUUCAUUAAAAGGAUCCCAACCUCUGUGCUUUGGGGCUACUUUGCAUUCAUGGCCAUUGAAAGCUUGCCAGGGAACCAGUUCUGGGAGCGGAUAUUGUUGCUCUUCACAGCUCCAAGUAGAAGAUACAAAGUACUGGAGGAAUACCAUGCCACUUUUGUGGAAACGGUACCUUUCAAGACAAUUGCAGUAUUUACAAUUUUCCAGACUGCUUACUUGUUUGUUUGUUUUGGGAUUACUUGGAUCCCAAUUGCUGGGGUUCUUUUCCCAUUAAUGAUAAUGUUUUUGGUUCCUGUGAGACAAUACAUUUUGCCCAAGUUUUUCAAAGGGGCACACCUUCAGGAUUUGGAUGCUGCAGAGUAUGAAGAGUCACCGGCUGUACCAUUCAACCUUGUAACUCAGGAAAGAGAGCUGGUGAGGACAGCUUCAUUUGCUGAUGAUGGAGAGAUUUUAGAUGGAAUGAUUACACGAAGCAGGGGUGAGAUCAGACGCAUGUGUAGCCCAAAGGUAACAAGCUCCACUGCAACACCUUCCAAAGAAUUCAAGAGCCUUCAGAGCCCACGUUUCUCAGAAAAGGUGUACAGCCCCAGAGUAAACGAACUGAGAAGGGAGCCUAGUCCUGGGAAUGUUGGAAGAGGGCCAUUCAGUCCAAGAACUAACGAAGCAAGGCCAUCGAUUUUAGGAAAAGGUGGUUAGGGCUAUGACAUCAAUUGGCAAGCAAUGGACCAAGCUGCCAAAAGAAAGAUAUAGGCAGAGAAUAGUUUAAUGAGCAUGGAGGAAGUCUGCAAUGCAAUGCAUUUCCCUCAGUUUUACAGUUUUUCUAAGCCCCUGGUUUUGGCUAUGACUUUUGCAAAAUAUACUGCUACUAGUUAAAAAUAGAAGAUUUGUAUUCAAUACCUUCUUUUCAUCUGAUCUGGUCGACAGUGCCUCUCCGAGAUGGACAAAGGCAAGGGCCUAGAAGGUAAUGGAAAAACUAAUAAAAAGGAUAAAAAGGAAACCCUGCUUUGUUUAACAUAUUCAUAAUUAUUAGCUGAUCCGGUGAUCCUGAGGAGAAAUGCUUCUGUCAAUUCUAGUAGUACAUUUUUGUCACAAAACCAUCUUUUAAAAGCCCCCUUGUAGUUAGUCUUGAAAAUGAAUUAAAUUCCAUCAUUUUGUCUACCAUGAAAAACAAGAACCUCAAAGCGACCUGGGUUAAGUCAUGUGGCCAAACUCCUUAGAGAAAAACAACAAAAGUCAAUGAUUCGAUGCUCUUUAAAUAUUAGAACUGAAAUGUGAAGUUACUUCAUGGUUAGAAAUAGUUGGUAACUGUGGACAAAAAGAUUUCAAUGGUCCAUUCAUCACCUUGGUAGAAAGACUAUAAACCACGACGAGGUGGCAAGCACUUUUCCAGGAAUCAUUAAAGCACCCUAUACUUUGAGAUUGGUCAAUGCCGCUUUGCCAUUGUGGAUAAGAAUGAGAAUCAUCCGCAAGACGAGACAUCCACUGACCAGAAACCGACGAAAAGAGAGCAAUGCUACAGCGUGGAAUGAAUCAUUAGGUAGCUAAAGCAUGAAGCAAUUCACUUUGGAAAGGCAAAGGCAAGGACAAUUAGACGUCGAUGGAAUGUCAUCGAAUUGAAAAUUGAGGCCAUAGUUAUUUUUCGUGUUUCUCUUCAUGAAUGUGAAUUUCAUGUUGGGCCCUUGGCCUUGAUUACAUAGGAACUUGGGUGUAGCAGUUUUCAAGAUUCAUAUCACUUUUCUGAGGAUUGUAUUUGCAGCUCACUUGGCAGGUACCAACUCAAUAGAGAACAGAUGGUAUAUAUUCAUGCUUCUAAAACAAA